Poecile atricapillus (Black-capped chickadee) is the source of this 2518-nucleotide messenger RNA. RefSeq names its product G protein subunit beta 1 like (gene GNB1L). NCBI's taxonomy places the organism in Eukaryota, Metazoa, Chordata, Aves, Passeriformes, Paridae. Gene Ontology annotation, molecular function: protein binding. The record is from RefSeq and is a predicted model, not a curated record. The transcript is spliced from 7 exons. Bases 124 to 1110 code for a protein of 328 amino acids.
CCCGUGACGUCACGCGCGGGGCUCGGCGUUCCUCCGUGUCCGCCUGGUUCCCGCGGGGAUCGCCGAAUAAUCGCUAUCACGCACCCGCGCCGCCGGGCGCAAGGGUGCUCGUUCACUGCUCUGAUGGCUCUGCCACCUCCAGAUCCACAGUUUGUGCUCAGAGGUACCGGUGCUGCAGUCCACACCUUGCAUUUUUCCUGUGGAGGCCCAGAACCUGAUAUCCCUCUUCUUUUCUCUGGGUCUGAGAGCGGGUUUAUCCAUGUCUGGAACCUGAGAACACACAGAGUGGACACAGCAUUGGAUGGCCAUGGAAGAAAAUCUGUCUACUGCGUGGAGACAAUGGGUGGUAAAGACAGGCUUCUCAGUCAGGGGCGCGACCAGAGGAUCUGCUUGUGGGAUUUAGCAGAGGGACGGACUUCAGUGACGGAUUCUGUCUUCACGGAGCAUGUGGGAUUCUGCAGAUGCUCUCUGUUAAAGGUGGCACAGGGACGCUGGCUAAUGGCCAUGGCAGCCAGAAGCCUGGAGGAGGUUCAGAUUUUGGAGCUGCCAUCCAAGACGUCAGUCUGUACCUUGAAGCCAGAGGUGGGUGCCAAGCUGGGCAUGCCCAUGUGUCUGAAGUUAUGGCAGCUCAGCUGUGGUUCACAACCUGUGCUUCUGGCUGGCUAUGAAGAUGGAUCAGUUGUCCUCUGGAAUGUGUCAAUGGGAAAAGCGUUGAGCCAACUCAUUUGCCACCAGGAGCCAGUGAUGAGCCUUGACUUUGACUCGGAGAAGGCCAAGGGGAUCUCGGGCUCAUCUGAAAAGGUGCUUAGCAUCUGGAGCCUCAAUGAGCAACAGAACCUCCAGGUUUACAAAACACACGAACUUGUCAACGCUGGCAUAUCUGAUAUCACCAUCCGUCCAGACAAGAAGAUUUUGGCAACAGCAGGGUGGGAUCAUCGCAUCAGGAUCUUUGGCUGGAAAAAGCUGAAGCCCUUAGCAGUGCUGGACUAUCACACAGCAACCGUCCACUGCGUGUCCUUCUCAGAUCACAGCAACCCCCGGGAGAGACUGCUGGCAGCUGGCUCCAAAGAUCAGCGCAUCAGUGUCUGGUCCAUAUAUGCUCAGACGUGACACAUCCUGCACUGCCAAGGACUAGGAAAGCAGGACUGGUGAAGCAAUUCCUUGCACUGGAAUUCAAAUGUGCCUGUGGGGAAGGGGCAGAAUCUGUCUCCAGGCUGAAGUGAGAAUCCUAGCUUAAUUCUUAUAAACUAUAAGUUUUGUCUUCCAUAGAGGAAAGUGAAUUUUUAAAAUUCAUAACAAGGAGAACAAGGCCAGUCACAAACAAAGACCAAAGCUGCUUUGGGUUCUGUUACGGGUUUUGCAACACCUUUCCUUUGGCAGGUUGCUGACAUAACUUGUGCCAAUAUCUUUUGUAAAAAAGGACUGGAAUCCCUCAAACUUCAGUGGGGGCAGAAUAUAUCUGUUUGUAAGUCAUUUAUGUAUCCAAGAAUCUGAAUCAGUGUAAAACAUCACUCUUUCUUGAAAAUUUAUACCCAUUAAACCACCUCCAGUGGUUUCUCAUUGUCAGUUACUUUUUCUUCUCCUUAACUGAAAGGCUAUCAGAACACCCUUGAUUUGUUCACACUUCUGUCAGUUUCUAACUUAAACCAACAGCCAGGAAUGUGACUAGGGAUGGCCUUCGGCAUUUAUGAAUUUCAUUAUGUCUCCUGUCACCUCAAGCCUCACAAUUAAUCACAAGAAAGAAAGGGAAAAAAAUCUUCCCCAGCAUUGUGCUGCAAAGCUAUGUAAAGCCUUUUACAGAGCCAGUGCUAAAUCCUUUCCAUAGACUGAUGAGCUGAAGGAUUUAAACUCGGCAAUCCAAUUAGCGCCCUUCUCCUUGGAGAGUUAGGGCUAAGUUUCAGCGUGGCAAGUCUGGGAUUCAGCUGCACAACUCCCAUUAACAUUUAGGGGAAUGCCAUGGGUAAAUCCUUCUCCACACAGUGCAAAUGUUCCAUUAACUUGUCAUCUCUACAGUCAUGGAAGCUGAAAUUCAUUCAUUAAGUUUUUUUGUUUGACUCACAAAACAGCAUUUGCAUUCUUCUAAAGCGUGUUAGACACACACCAGUGUGCUGAGAGCCAGGAUACUGCUGGAUUGGUCACAAAGCUGCAGUGAUAAGUGUGUCCAGGCUGUGCACUGUUGAUAUUUUAUUGGAAAUAAUUGUUUCUGCUCCUUUAGAGAGGUGGAAAUCAGAGAAAAAGUGACCAAAAGUGAAUGGCAACAUCAAAGACUUUAGAAAUUAUUUCAGGAAAAACACACAUGCAAAUUAAAGUCUGAGUCUGUUAUCCAGCUGUGCCUUACAGACAGAAUAUUGCUGGACUGAAAGCCUUAAGCACCCAGCCUGAUAUUCUUUACAUUAAAACACAGAACCAAGAUACUGUUGCCAGGCUUUCCUAAAUAAAACGUGGCCUUACACAUUUUAGAGUGUGGUGACACUUUAAAUAAUGCAUUUCUUUGAUUAUUUCUUUACUAUUCAGUGGC